Glycine soja is the source of this 1843-nucleotide messenger RNA. RefSeq names its product protein TIFY 8-like. The record is from RefSeq and is a predicted model, not a curated record. Gene Ontology annotation, cellular component: nucleus. The transcript has 6 exons. Gene Ontology annotation, biological process: regulation of jasmonic acid mediated signaling pathway; regulation of defense response; response to wounding. The coding region runs from base 216 to 1463 and encodes 415 amino acids. NCBI's taxonomy places the organism in Eukaryota, Viridiplantae, Streptophyta, Magnoliopsida, Fabales, Fabaceae.
CAGGCAUAACAGAGACAGACAUGAGCCCAUUAAAAUGAACAGAACACAACACAACAAUUGCGAACAAAGAAAGAACCUUUUGCUUUUCUCUCUCCGAAAAGGACAGAUUCUCUUUCUCUCUCUAUCUCUGUGCCUUUUAUCUUUGUUUUUUUAUAGGAGAUCGUUCUUCGUCUUCUUCCCACUCACACACUCAGUGUUGGUGAGAUGGGUAUGUCAUGGCUGUGCUGCUGAGAAUGGCUCAGCCUCACAAUGGCAACACCAAUAGCACUGCGAACCAGCAAUUGGUCCUUCAUGACUUUCUGGGUAUGAAGCCCGCCGCCGAUUCCCCCCAAACCGCCGAUGUUAGGUUUCCGGAGCCGUCCGCCUCCGCCUCCUCCGCCGGAGGACGCGGCCCCUUCUCCGCCACCUCCGACAUCGCUUCCGAGAAACAGAUAGGAAAUCAUCUCGAGGGAGUUCCAUUCUAUGGCCCGAGGAGUGAUUUUUCUGGCACUGAGAUAAGCAACAGAUUAGUGGGAAACAAGAGAAGUAAUUCUGAUUCCACUUUUAUGGGUUCCUCCAGAGAUGCCUUGCAAAUGGUCCCUGAUUCCUUUCAAAACUCACAUUUGAUGAAGGUUCUCCGCAGUGCGGCUGAAGGAGAAAGGUCACAAAGGCCCAAUGACGAUGAAGUGUUACUUGGUAUGCAGUCAAUGAAGCCAUCCUCUUCUCAGAUAUUUCAGCCUCCCACCAGCACUAAGAUUGAUGCCAAUAAAUGGGAACGAUCUAUUCUCAUGAAUGUUGGCCCUUCCAUGCAGCAUCCACUGCGUGGGGCGCAAUUGGCACCUUUUGUGCACCAAAUGGCUUCAAGCAAGAUUAGGGAUUCCAACGCUGGCCCUUCAUUCAUCUCUCAGUCAGCUGCUGAUGAAGGAUCUAGAACGGGAAUCAAGGGCCCUGGAAUUUUAAGUUCUAUAAACGCAGCUGCUACAGCCACUGAGAAAACUAUUCCAUCUGCUGUGAUGCUUGGUGGCAGCAGGCCAAAGCCUGGAACUAAUAUAAUAGAAUCAUCCACACCUCCAAGCAGUCAACAUGGGUUAACUUCUGCCUGCCGCCAGAUGACUAUUUUUUAUGGAGGCCAAGCUCAUGUUUUUGAUGAUGUCCACCCUCAUAAGGCAGAUGUUAUAAUGGCUUUGGCUGGGUCAAAUGGAGGAUCUUGGUCCACUGCAUUCUCUCCUAAAUCUGUUGUAAAGAUGGUUAGUGAUGGUAACUUGCAUGGUGGAGAAAAUGAAACAGGUCUAGUUAGUAAUGUGGCAUUCCCACAGGAGCUUCAUGGGAAAUUGUCUAUUACUGGCAGUUCUAGCCAUGCCAUCGGGCUUGGUGAUCGAGUAACUACUCCAGCAGGGGCACACCAAGGAAGCGUUUUUGCAAAAGAUACAAGAACUUUGGUCCAACCACCAGAUCCCAGUUCUGAAGACAAAAGACCACAGUGAUAGUAGUUUGAGGCUGAAAGAUUUUUGUCUUCCUAUUUAUUGGAAGGCUCAUCCUGAUUCCUGUUGGGGUAUCAUCCACUUUGACAAAUUUUCUUUCAACUCCACCCCUCCCAAUUCGGUCUUUUCUUCCCCUUUUUUCAAUGUAUGCGGGGAGCAAGAGUAGGAUGGUUGUUUAAAGAAGCCUGAUAGAUAUAUCAAGAUAAUUUAUGAAGUGACGUUAGGAAUAUCUUUAUUGCAGUUUCUAAACAGUCAACUUAUUGAGUUAUUAUUAGGAGUAGUAGUAGCUAUGCUAGUCUUGUGCGUCCAUUUAAACACUAUUAAAAGAUACCACAGGAUGAUUAAAGAAGGUGAAAAUUUUAGUCUAAUUCGACUUGUGAUCA